Molecule: messenger RNA, 850 nt
Organism: Phragmites australis (common reed)
Lineage: Eukaryota; Viridiplantae; Streptophyta; Magnoliopsida; Poales; Poaceae
Product: ubiquitin-conjugating enzyme E2 36-like
Exons: 8
Coding region: 140-601 (153 amino acids)
Biological process (GO): protein K63-linked ubiquitination; DNA damage tolerance
Cellular component (GO): nucleus
Molecular function (GO): ubiquitin conjugating enzyme activity
Source: RefSeq, a predicted model, not a curated record
UGCAGAAGAAACACAAACGACCAUUCUCUUCUCCACCAGCGCCGCCGCCUUCUUUCCCCCAACCUCCCCCCCCCCCUCCUCCUCCUCCGCGACCCCAAGGACCACCAAGCCCUAGCUCUGUCACCCUUCGCUCUCCUCCAUGGCCAAUAGCAACCUCCCCCGACGCAUCAUCAAGGAGACGCAGCGGCUGCUCAGCGAGCCAGCUCCAGGAAUCAGUGCCUCACCAUCAGAGGAGAACAUGCGCUACUUCAAUGUCAUGAUUCUUGGCCCAUCGCAGUCACCAUAUGAGGGAGGAGUUUUCAAGCUUGAAUUAUUCUUGCCCGAAGAAUAUCCAAUGGCUCCACCAAAGGUUCGCUUUCUCACGAAGAUUUAUCACCCUAACAUUGACAAGCUUGGUAGGAUAUGCCUUGAUAUUUUAAAGGACAAGUGGAGUCCUGCCCUUCAGAUCCGAACAGUUCUUUUGAGCAUUCAAGCGCUCCUCAGUGCUCCAAACCCCGACGAUCCACUUGCUGACAAUGUGGCAAAGCACUGGAAGGCCAACGAAACGGAAGCUGUGGAAACAGCCAAAGAGUGGACGCUUGUAUAUGCAAGCGGAGAGUGAGCUUUUCUCGACACAAUGCUUCCUUGGUAAUAAUCUUCACGCACUGGAGAACUCGACCGACUAUUGGUUGGUUAACUUUGACACUGAAGGAGCGGAGGAGUGAACUGUCGAAAUUUAUCCUCUUAUGGUGUGUACUCGAGUCUGUACAUUACUCUAGUCGGGCUGUGAUGAACCCUCAUACAUGUAAAGUGUUUCUCGAGAUCUUUUGGUAGCCGGAUUUAUGUGAUUUUUUAUUAAUUUCAGGAAAAA